UAAAAGGAAAAAAGUGCAAAAGGAGGAAAAGAAAAUAAGGAAGAAAAAAAAAAAAAGGAGAGAGAAAGCACUCUCCCUCUCCUCAGCUGCAUCAAAUACAGCAGCCUGAAACUUUAUGGAGUUCUCGCAGUGUUUUCCCCGCGGUGGGUAGAUCGGCAGCACCCCGCUCGCUCCUUCCUGCUCUUUCUCCCUCUCACUCAUCAGCAGUCAGCAGCGAUGGAAAAAGUUGCUGGCUGGUACCCAGCCUGGCACGUUGCUCUCCUGUACUGGACAUGGCUUUUCCUCUUCACUUUUGGCUUUACCGGCGCUGAAAUAACUUGCAGAUCCUGCCAUUCCCAGGUGAAGCCGCAGCAGCAGCAUCCGCAGCAGGGAUUACCGAUGCAUUUGAAGACCGACAGGGGAGAAAAAGAACAGUGGAGGAUCCCGGGGGAGCAGGGAGGUGAGAGAGGGCAAGGGGCCGGGAUGGAUACGGAAGAUGCCGAGCUUCAAGCACCCUUCGACCCUGCUGUGGCGGGGACCAAAUUCAGCGGCUGGGAGACCCGCAGCUGGGCGAGCGAGCCGGAGAAAAAGCUCGGGGACGGCCGGCCCGAAGCAGCGGCAGCUCCUACCGGGGAGUACCUUCAGCGGGGUCACUGGGGCGGCCGGCGGAACUCGACCCGGCGGCGGCGGGGCCGCAGCCCGCGGGGCACGGCGGGGCCGGGCGGUGCCGCGGGGCGGGAGCCGGGGGGCUCCGGCGCCGCCCGCUUCGGGCUGGAGGAGCUGCGGCUGGGCAGCACCACCUUCGCCCUCACCGGCGACUCGGCGCACAACCAAGCCAUGGUGCACUGGUCGGGCCAAAACAGCAGCGUGAUUCUAAUUCUGACAAAGCUAUAUGACUACAACCUGGGAAGCAUCACAGAGAGCUCUCUUUGGAGGUCAACAGAUUAUGGGACAACGUAUGAGAAAUUGAACGAUAAAGUUGGCCUGAAGACGAUUUUGAGCUACUUAUAUGUCUGUCCAACAAACAAACGAAAGAUUAUGCUGUUGACUGAUCCAGAGGUUGAGAGCAGCUUACUGAUUAGUACUGAUGAAGGUGCCACGUAUCAAAAAUACCGUCUGAACUUCUACAUUCACAGUCUGCUCUUCCACCCAAAGCAGGAAGACUGGAUCUUAGCAUAUAGUCAAGAUCAAAAGUUAUUCAGUUCAGUGGAGUUUGGCAGAAGAUGGCUGCUUCUUCAUGAAGGAGUUGCACCAAACAGGUUCUACUGGUCUAUGAUGGUGUCCAGUAGAGAGCCAGAUCUUGUGCACCUGGAGGCAAAGACAGUGGAUGGUCAUGCCCAGUACAUCACCUGUAAGAUGCAGAACUGCAGUGAAGCCUCACAAAACAAACCUUUUCCAGGCUACAUUGACCAUAACUCCCUGAUCGUCCAGGAUGACUAUGUCUUCGUUCAGGUGACAUCAGGUGGAAGACCGCAUUAUUAUGUUUCUUAUAGGAGGAAUGCAUUUACACCGAUAAAGCUGCCAAAGUACUCCUUGCCCAAGGACAUGCAUGUUAUCAGCACAGAUGAGAGUCAGGUGUUUGCAGCUGUUCAAGAGUGGAACCAGAACGACACAUACAAUCUGUAUAUCUCUGACACCCGAGGGGUGUAUUUCACCCUGGCAUUGGAAAACGUCAAGAGUAGUCAAGGUUUGGAUGGGAAUGUGAUGAUUGACCUCUAUGAGGUAGCAGGGAUAAAGGGAAUGUUCUUGGCUAACAAGAAGAUUGACAACCAAGUGAAAACUUUCAUCACCUACAAUAAAGGGAGAGACUGGAAUUUGUUGCAGGCUCCAGACACUGAUCUGAAAGGAAACCCUGUUCACUGUCUCCUGCCCUAUUGCUCCCUUCAUCUUCACCUGAAGGUCUCAGAGAAUCCCUAUACCUCAGGAAACAUUGCCAGCAGAGACACUGCCCCCAGCAUUAUUGUUGCUUCAGGUAAUAUAGGCCCUGAACUAUCAGACAAUGAUAUCAGUAUGUUUGUUUCUUCUGAUGCUGGAAACACAUGGAGACAGAUCUUUGAGGAAGAGCACAGUGUUCUGUACCUGGAUCAAGGAGGAGUACUGGUUGCCAUAAAACACACAUCUCUGCCUAUCAGACAUCUCUGGUUAAGUUUUGAUGAAGGGAAAUCCUGGAGCAAGUACAGUUUCACAUCACUCCCACUGUUUGUAGAUGGAAUUUUAGGGGAACCUGGAGAGGAAACUCUUAUCAUGACAGUGUUUGGACAUUUCAGUCACCGCUCAGAGUGGCAGCUGGUGAAAAUUGAUUACAAGUCCAUUUUUGAUCGGAGAUGUGCAGAAGAGGACUACUGGACUUGGCAACUCCACAGCCAGGGAGAAGCUUGCAUCAUGGGAGCAAAAAGGAUCUACAGGAAGCGCAAGUCAGAGAAGAAAUGCAUGCAAGGAAAAUAUGCUGGGGGUAUGACUUCAGAGCCAUGUGUAUGCACGGAUGCAGACUUUGACUGUGAUUAUGGAUAUGAACGUCACAGCAAUGGGCAGUGUUUACCAGCAUUUUGGUAUAAUCCAUCUUCCUUGUCAAAAGACUGCAGCCUUGGACAGAGUUAUCUCAACAGCACUGGGUACCGAAAAGUUGUUUCUAAUAACUGCACGGAUGGUGUGAGAGAGCAGUACACAGCAAAACCACAGCAAUGUCCUGGCAAAGCUCCCCAGGGUCUUCGCAUAAUAACCUCUGAUGGCAAACUGACAGCUGAGCAAGGACACAAUGUCACUUUUCUGGUGCAACUGGAAGAGGGAGAUCUCCAAAGAUCCCUCAUUCAGGUGGAUUUUGGCGACGGCACCGCUGUUUCAUAUGCCAAUCUCAGCUCAACAGAAGAUGGGAUCAAACACACCUACCAGAACGUGGGCAUAUUCCGAGUGACCGUGCUGGUGGAAAAUAGCCUGGGAUCUGACAAUGCUGUCCUCUACCUGCACGUAACAUGUCCCUUGGAACAUGUUCAUUUAUCUCUUCCAUUUGUCACCACGAAGAACAAGGAGGUCAAUGCCACGGCAGUACUGUGGCCAAGUCAAGUGGGAACACUUACUUAUGUCUGGUGGUUUGGGAACAACACAGAGCCACUGAUCACUUUGGAAGGGAGCAUCACAUUUACAUUUUCUGUAGAAGGGAUGAAUACCAUCACUGUUCAGGUCUCAGCAGGAAACACCAUUCUUCAGGACACAAAGACCAUCGCUGUGUAUGAGCAAUUUCGGUCCUUGAGGUUAUCCUUUUCCCCAAACUUGGAUGACUACAAUCCAGAUAUCCCAGAGUGGAGAAGGGACAUCAGCCGUGUAGUCAAGAGAGCUCUGGUGGAGGCAACAGGUAUUUCAAGCAAGCAUAUUCUGGUCGCAGUGCUCCCUGGCCUGCCCACAUCUGCUGAACUCUUCAUUUUGCCAUAUCAAGAUGCCACAGGGGAAAAUAAAAGAACAGCAGAAGACCUAGAGCAGAUUUCAGAAAUACUGAUCCAGAAACUGAACCAAAACUUCGUCCAUUUUGAGUUGAAGCCAGGGGUUCGAGUCCUUGUCCAUGCUGCUCAUUUAACAGCAGCUCCCCUGGUGGACCUCACUCCCAGUCACAGUGGUUCAGCAAUGUUGAUGCUCCUCUCUGUCGUUUUCGUGGGACUAGCUGUGUUUGUAAUCUACAAAUUCAAAAGGAAGAUUCCUGGCCUUAAUAUAUAUGCACAGAUGCAGAAUGAAAAAGAUCAAGAGAUGGUCAGUCCAGUCAGUCAGAGGGAAAGCAUACCUAAUGUCCCUCAAAGUGAGCUGAUGAGCCCUGAACAACUAGUAGAUGAGAAGUUGGAUGUCCAGCCCAUAGAGCAACCUCAGGCCACAGUCCAGAACCCAAGGAAAGGAAAUGCAGCCAAGGUAGUCUGGACAGAGGACUUCCAAAAGGCUUGUGGAUCACCAAGAGGUUUCAAGCAAAGACCCGGAGCGGAAGUAUUUCCACAGCUGCUGAGCCCCAGAGCACAAAAGAAAUCCCUACCUAUGUAAAUGGUUGAAUUGAGGACAUCGAUAUAUAUCUAUAUUGGAGAAAAAAAAGAGAACUCAUUGCAUUUGGACUUUUUAAUUCUUCAGAUGACAAAGGGUUUUUAGCUUUAAGCCUGUGCAUGUGGACAUUAUACUGAGACCAUAGCAGAACUGCAUUGUACAGGUGUUCAAUUUUAGUGGGGGGUGGGGGUGGGGGGAGGAACUGAUAUCACUAUUCACCCCUGAAGCCCUUCCCGUCACUCCUCCACUCUCUUUUCUUCUGAUCUGUCUCUAAUUUGUAGAAAAUUCAUAAUAUAGGCCAAGAAUAUGCAUGGGGGUCUCUUC
Lagopus leucura (white-tailed ptarmigan) is the source of this 4317-nucleotide messenger RNA. RefSeq names its product VPS10 domain-containing receptor SorCS1-like. Gene Ontology annotation, cellular component: Golgi apparatus; membrane. Gene Ontology annotation, molecular function: protein binding. Bases 217 to 3996 code for a protein of 1259 amino acids. The record is from RefSeq and is a predicted model, not a curated record. Gene Ontology annotation, biological process: post-Golgi vesicle-mediated transport. Lineage: Eukaryota; Metazoa; Chordata; Aves; Galliformes; Phasianidae. The transcript has 28 exons.